AUGAUGUCACCGUCCCUCGCGUUGCUUCUGUUGUUUGGUAGCGUCGUCGCGAAGGCUGUGGAUAUUCUGCACUAUGAUGGAUUUGUGCCGGAAGUGGAAGAACUUGUAGAGUCAAACAUCGCGCCCUUACUGGCGUAUGAUGACGGACUCCUCUACACUUCAGGAAACAGCGAGAGUGGGGCGGCGGUGUGCGGAACAACAGCCAAUAUCACACCGCGUAUGGUAUUUCCCAUUACUUUGAAGAAGUUAGACAGCAUGCACAGAAGGGUGCAACAAGGGAUGCCAUGGAGCGGCACCAUGUUGGAUCUUAAUAUGGUAGAGGGCUGCUACACGAAGUACGACGAGGAUGGAGAAGUUUGUGCCGCAUCGCUGCAGUCGCUGCCGAAACAGUGCGGAAUGGAUAUUGAGAGCUCCACAAUGUAUUGGGCGUACCGUGUGAACCAGAGGAGUCCGGUGGCCGAAUCGACAAAAGUGUUUGAAAACGGGGCUAGCGUUCUUGUUGAAGAUAUUUUGUACAUCCGCCCGCAGCGUGAGGAGUUGCGCCGCGCUAUUCGGUUAAACAAGGAGUUCAACAAGGCGGGGGCUGAGUUGUUUGAAAUUGCACGUCGAGGGUGGAAGCUGAACACUACCGAAGAGGACCAGCAAGCCUUUCGCCACGCCGUGAGCGCUAGGGGGACACAGAUGGUGAAGGAAGCCUAUUCUGCCGCAAUGCGAAAAUGGAAAAUUGUUAAGCAGUGGCUGAAGACGUCCAUUGGGAAAGUGGACCGCCAGGUUCCCACCUUCACAGCCGUCGGUAAUGGAACUUUGCUUUCAAUGGACGUCUGUUGUAACGUUGCGGAAAGGAUAGACGAUUGGAUGCCUAUAACAGAUCGUAAUUUGUACAUCCCUGGCGUUCACGGUCGCUCGUAUUCAGAGUUGCUAACCUUCUUUCGUGGAACAAAGGUGAACGAGAGCAGCAAGGAGCGUUAUCCUAAUGUUAGUCACCUCCCCUGCGCAGCGGUGUCGCUUGCCGUUGCAAUGAUGCUACACGAUGACUUCCCUGUACGUCUGUUGUAUCAAAACAUAACGGGUGAAGCUAAUACGGAAACACUCUGGCCUUGGGCUCGAUUCGAGGAACUUAGCACCGUAACUACAAUGAGUCCCAAGUACCGCAGUUACACCAUGAAGCAGUUCGCAUACAUUCUCAAUUAUACACUCGACCAUUCAGCGGAAACGGGGAGGUUUGGGGGCGGUCUGGCACUCGCCGAAUGCGUGACUCGUAGUAUCCUCCGCAUCACCGGUAGGGACGGUUUGCCGCCGCAACCCUCACUCUUCGAUUGUUAUUCACCGGCGUAUAACCAAUCUCGAAUGAAAUCCACCGACAAUGAAGCACCUCCCAGCAAAUAUAAGUGGGUCGCUGGAGGAGAAGGGAUGGAAUCCUAUGCAGGAACGCCAUGUCCGUGGGGCUUUACUCGUGCGAGUGGAAACCUUUGGAGCACACGAGAGCCAUGUGUCGUCUGCCCGCCGGGAUCCUUCAGCGACGGUGAGGGUGGUUGUCGCUGCAGCAGUGCCUCCUACCCAACCCUCAUGGGCUGCAUGACCAAAAGGGGGCGGUAUCCAAUAAAAGCUAAGUGGAAGUGGCUUGGCGGGCCGAUGGGCGUCAGGGUUGCCAAUAGGGACAAUGGCCAGUUGGUGCCUUUGCUUGUGGUGAAAGCGCCACCGAAUGCUGAGGAUGGAGACCAAGUAAAAGUGCUGAUUGAGUGCACAAAGGGGCUAACGGAGUUUAAAGCAGUCAUAACAUCCACACAGAGUAAUUCUUCCAAGACUGAGCUUGUCGACCUCCCAGUGGAGCGCAACACGUACAUCUUCACCACAUCGAAUACUACAAUCAGUCUGGACACCUCAGCGGCGUUCGGUGGAGACCAGUGCAACUUCAGCACGAAGGUGGUAAACCCAAAGUAUAGCGACUCACCUGUGGUGCAGGCGGGCACACUGCUGGUUUUACCCCCUGUAGCGGAGUUGAGGAACACUGCCCUCCCCGUGCAGCAAUCAUCAGCGAAUGCAAUGGCAGUUGAGCAACUUGCGAACUGCACGAGCGAGGUGCGUAACGACCCUGGCAGUGUUGGCAUCGCUCUCUGCGUCACUCAUGGGCAGGACGUCUCUGUACGCAUCGGCACACAUGCAUACACGCCGCUCACAAAUGCGAUGUGGCAUAUUCUUAAGAGGUCAGUUUGGACCAACGGGGCGAAAGCAAAGGAGUUGGGUAAGCUAAUGAAGCCGGUGGUUGAGAGAAUGCGCCUCGCAGUGAAGGUAACGUUCAAAUGCCAUGGAAAUGUCACCACGGUGGGAGAAGCGUUUAGUGGAAACAUCGCCGUCGGACGCGCCAUGCAUACGGUUGGCGUCAAAUCCAACAAUAUCUCAGAACUAGUGGUGACAACACAAAUUGUUGACUUCUGUACAACAGAAGAAGGUGUCCAUCACACAAGCUGCGCGGGCUCCAGGCACCUUUUUAUCGCAAGCGAUGUAUCUAACGUCACCUUCUUUCUUGCCCCGCGAAAUAAUACAGAAGGCCACAGAGCAGAUGAUGACGACAACGACGAAGGUCGUAAUGAAGGUGCGAAGAAGCCCCAUGAAGGAGGACACGACGAGGGCGCCGAUGUGACGCAGCAGUCUCGAAUGGUAUCGGGUAUGCUCCGCUUGAGAGUGCCACUCAUUGCUCUUGGAGCGGUGGAUGCUUUGCUGGUUGCCAUCACUGCAGCAAUAACAGUCCUGUAUUACGCACGCUACCGCAAGACCGCGCUGCCUGAGGUCGAAGGUAAUCCUUGA
Messenger RNA from Trypanosoma brucei brucei TREU927, 2805 nucleotides. RefSeq lists its product as hypothetical. NCBI's taxonomy places the organism in Eukaryota, Euglenozoa, Kinetoplastea, Trypanosomatida, Trypanosomatidae. The record is from RefSeq and is a predicted model, not a curated record. The transcript has a single exon. Bases 1 to 2805 code for a protein of 934 amino acids.